Messenger RNA from Paramecium octaurelia, 1065 nucleotides. Lineage: Eukaryota; Ciliophora; Oligohymenophorea; Peniculida; Parameciidae. The record is from the annotation of a GenBank genome assembly.
AUUUUUUUUAAAUCAUCUCAUGCUUCCUUUAAUGUGUGCCGCACCAUAUUUAAAUUACCCCUAACUCAACCUUUAAUAAUUCUAUAUGCUUCCUACGUCAACGUAUGCGUUGCCAAUUCCAAUGAAAGAAACUUGUGAUUAGGCUUGUUAGUUUCCUGAGCCAAUUGAAUAAAAUGCUGUAACUAAUAAUAUGGAGAUUAUCGCAGAAUAAGAAUUGAUCUCUCUGUUAAGAUUCCUAUCGAAGAACAUUUCUUUACUCUAAGACUCAGUGUUUGAAGAGUUUGUAUAAGAAAAUUUAAAAGUAUUUUGCAUUUUGAUUAAUUAGACACUCUCCUCAUUUUCGAAAGACAUACCAAACAUGAUCAAAAAGCGCUAUGUUUAGGUUAACAAAACAAAAGAGGAAAUGACGAAGUUUAUUAUAAGAAGAUGUUUUCUAUUCAUAAAAAGUCAAAUUGAAUACGAAGAAAAAGAGGGAAUGUCAGCUGAAGAGAGAGAUAGACUCUUUUAUCAUUCCUUUUUCUCAGGUGACAAGGAAUUUAUGAAGACUCUCAAUCAGGAAUCAAUAGAUGACAUGAUACCAUUUAGAAAGGACUCCAAAAUGAAGACUAUGAAUGAAACCUAUCUAAGGAAAUUAUUUGCAUCAGAGAGAUUUUCCUCUUUCUAUACAAAAUUUCUAUGUAAAAAUUCACAAUAUCAUUAGCUUCAUUCAAUGAGAUCUGCAUUCAUGAAAAUGAUGAAAAAAUCGAGAAUAUGACUAAACAGAUUAUUAAAAUUAUAAUCACAAGAGAUUUUGGAGUAAUAUUUAUCUUAUAAUUAACAGAAAAUUAAAAGUUACAGACGAUUCCCUUGGAAAGACCAUGAAAUACUUAAAUGUGAACAGAGAGCCAAAGAAAUCUACUCCAAAUAUUCUAAUUAUUCAAGUACUUCAUAUCUUCAUCAUCUAGAAGCCAAUACAAAGAAUAAGUAUCUUUCAAAACUAGAUUCGCAUACACUGGACAUUUUGGAAAAAUUCUCUGAAUCUUCAGAAUGAAAUAUAUAUGAAAAUUAUAUAUAUAUAUAUAUUUU